AUGUCCUUCAAGGAUACUUUGAUCGAAGAGGAUGGCUUCGGAUUUGUGCCAAGGCCACGUGGUACGGUAUCGUCAAAAUUAAGCGAGAUUGUCAGAAGAUAUACUCUGACAAAUAAAAACAAGGGAAUUGUUCGUUUGAUAUCUUGGGGUGCUAGCAUUCAGUCGAUCAAAAUUCCCAAUCGAGAUGGAAAACUGGCUGAUGUUGUUUUAGGAUUUGAUGAUAUGGAUGGAUAUCUGAAGAACAGAUAUAUGGGAAGCAUCAUCGGCCGCGUUGCCGAUCACAUUCCGAUGCAUCUCAGCAACAUGAUUUAUCCUUCGACAAUUGGCGACGAGACUAAAAACGAUCAUCUUAAUGACGGCAUGGUCGCGUUCGACAAUGUUAAUUGGCAUUCGCAGAUAGUGAACAAUCGAGUGGUGAUGUCGCAUUUGAGUCGAGCCGAUAGCGAGGGCUAUCCCGGUGACGUGUUAACGCAAGUUAAGUACACCUGGACGGACGAUAAUCAGCUUCACAUUAAUAUUCGCGCGACCAGCACAAAAUCUACCCGCAUCAAUGUCACUAAUUACUGUUUAUUCAAUCUCGCUGGACACGGCACCGGUUCGAAGGAAUUGAAAAAACAUCUUUUCAUCGUCAAUGCCGACAGCUGGAUUUUCAUGAACGUUAAGAAUCACUUGCCAAUCGGUAUUAUAUCUCCGGUCGAUUGUACACCCUUCGAACUGCGUUUACCAGUUCAGUUGAAUCAACGUCGAUUAUUCGACAUACCGGGUGGCGGUUACAAUCACAAUUUGUGCAUUAAUAGUCCCAGUUGCUGGUGUUACCGUUUUCACGCACGAAUACUGCAUCCCACUUCCGGACGAUUUCUGGAAGUCUACUCGAAUCAUCCUGGCUUGCGAGUCUAUACGGGCAAUAAGUUGCCGGAUUCCGAAUGCGUUUAUCCUCCUGAUUUGAAGGAUCACGAAUGGGGAGGCUGCCAGGAAGCGCAAAUUAAUUCUUUAGAAUUGGUAAGAUUGUGUCACACGAAGAAAGUCGCGAAGACAGAAGCGAUGGAGAUUUAUGGUAAGGAGGGUAUUCCUUAUCGCCGCCAUGGCGGCUUUGCUUUAUCGCCCCAAAAUUAUCCUAACGCUGUUAAUGUCAAGUAUUUUCCAUCCUGCAUGCUGUAUCCCGGAAAGAUCUACGUGCACGACAUGACUUACAAGUUCGGGGUGCUUUCCAAAGAUUGA
Messenger RNA from Formica exsecta, 1218 nucleotides. RefSeq names its product aldose 1-epimerase-like. The transcript is spliced from 7 exons. Gene Ontology annotation, molecular function: aldose 1-epimerase activity; carbohydrate binding. Lineage: Eukaryota; Metazoa; Arthropoda; Insecta; Hymenoptera; Formicidae. Gene Ontology annotation, biological process: beta-D-galactose catabolic process via UDP-galactose, Leloir pathway; glucose metabolic process. The coding region runs from base 1 to 1218 and encodes 405 amino acids. The record is from RefSeq and is a predicted model, not a curated record.